UGGGGUGAUGACUGAUGACUGAUGAAAAUAGCCAUGAUCUUUCUUUCUUUCUGCACUUCUUCUCACUCUGUCAUAAAAUAAAAUAAAAUAACCAUUAAAGGGUUGCGAUUGCAUCUCCUCCCAUCAGGCAACCCAUACCCAUCUCUCUUUCGUUCUUUGUUGUUUUCUCUUUACUCCCUCUGCAGCUCUGCUAUGAUCUGGUAGGAGUAAAGAGACCCAGUUUUGUUCCGUUAAUGUUUUUUGUAACAAGAGUACUUGUCUUUUGAAUAUUCUAGAUUUCUUUGUAACAAGAGUACUUGUUGCUCGUCGUUGCCAGUCGUCUACAUUCUACAUCAGUUUGUUUCUCAGAGUUUAGCUGCCAAGAUGUUUACGGCGCAACCGCCACGCCACUUCAACUCUACUAUCACUACUUCUUCGGCACCCCGAUCACUUGCAGCGGUGAUCGCCGGCACCAGGAAGCAUGGAAGUAUCAGAAGGACCCCGAGACCCGAACUCGGUACAAGGGCCACCGGGAUUCGCUCAAUUCGGGCUGUGAUCAGCAGCGAAGACAAGGCUGUGGGCACUGCCACACCACCGUCUACGGACUCUAAUGGGUCAUUAAGGUCGUCGUCGUCGUCUGUUAUAGAUGUAAGGGCCGCGAUCACAAUUAGGAAGAAGAUGAAGGAGGGGUUGGUUGACAAGAUUGCUGAUCGAUGGGAGUCUUUCAUGAAUGGAAUUGGUCAGGGGAUCAUAAUCCAGAUGGUCAGCGAGGAAAUCGAUCCCGAGACCAAUUCAGGCAAGAUUGUAGAAUCACCUGCAAGAGGAUGGUUGCCAAAACCAUCAAACCGUUCAUAUAUUCUCGAAUAUGCUGCCAAUUUCACUGUGCCUUCCGACUUUGGUUGUCCUGGGGCUGUUCUCAUCACUAAUCUUCAUGCAAAGGAGUUCUACUUGAUGGAGAUUGUGAUACAUGGUUUCAGUGAAGGCCCCAUUUUCUUUCCUGCAAAUUCAUGGAUCCACUCACAGAAGGAUAACCCUGAGAGCAGAAUAAUUUUUAGAAAUCAGGCAUAUUUACCCUCACAAACACCAGCUGGUCUUAAGGAUCUUAGAUGUCAAGAUUUACUGAGCAUAAGGGGGAAUGGGAAAGGUGAGAGGAAGCCCUUUGAAAGAAUUUUUGAUUAUGCUCCUUAUAAUGACUUGGGCAAUCCAGACAAGGAUGAAGAUCUUGCCAGGCCAGUUCUGGCUGGUGAGGAGAGACCCUAUCCUAGGCGUUGUCGCACUGGAAGACCCCCGACCAAGUCAGAUCCUUAUUCUGAGAGUAGAAUUGAAAAGCCUUAUCCAGUUUAUGUUCCUCGGGAUGAAACUUUUGAAGAGAUUAAGGAGGCAACUUUCUCUGCUGGAAGGCUUAAAGCCCUGUUUCACAAUUUGAUACCAUCUCUUGCUGCCACUUUGUCAAGCUCAGACAACCCCUUCAAGUGUUUUUCUGACAUUGAUAAGUUAUAUAAUGAUGGUGUGCUCUUGAAGCAUGAAGAUGGAAAAGGCGUCCUUGAGAACCUGUUGUUGGCAAUGUUGAUGAAAAAGGUUUUGAGUGCUGGUACAGUGUUAUUGAAAUAUGAAAUUCCAGCUAUAGUUUCACGAGAUAGAUUUGCAUGGCUUCGUGACAAUGAGUUUGCACGUCAGACUUUGGCUGGUGUUAAUCCAGUAAACAUCGAAAGACUGAAGGAAUUCCCUAUUCUCAGUAAAUUGGACCCUGCAGUAUAUGGACCUCCAGAGUCAGCAAUAACAAAAGAACUGAUUGAGCAGGAACUAAAUGGAAUGAGUAUUGAAGAGGCAAUUGAAAACAACGGAUUGUUUAUACUUGACUACCAUGACAUGCUCUUGCCUUUUAUUAAAAAGAUGAAUUCCUUGCCAGGAAGGAAAGCUUAUGCCUCUAGAACUGUUUUUUUCUACAACAAAGCUGGCAUUCUGCGGCCUAUUGCUAUCGAGCUUUCUCUUCCUCCAACACAAUCCAAGCCUCAAAAUAAGCAUGUUUACACUCAUGGACAUGAUGCAACAACCACCUGGGUUUGGAAGUUGGCCAAAGCUCACGUGUGCUCAAAUGAUGCCGGUGUUCAUCAGCUAGUGAACCACUGGUUGAGGACUCAUGCUAGUAUGGAGCCUUAUAUUAUUGCUACUCAUAGGCAUCUUAGUACAAUGCACCCAAUUUACAAGCUGCUGCACCCACAUAUGCGAUACACAUUAGAAAUUAAUGCAUUGGCGAGGCAAAGCUUAAUAAAUGGAGGGGGGAUUAUUGAGGCUUGUUUCAGCCCAGGAAAGUAUGCCAUGGAAAUCAGCUCAGCAGCCUAUAAGAGUAUGUGGAGAUUUGACAUGGAGGCAUUACCAGCUGAUUUGAUUCGGAGGGGCAUGGCAGUAGAAGAUCCUUCUAUGCCGUGUGGCAUUAGACUAGUGAUUGAGGAUUACCCUUAUGCUGCAGAUGGGCUUCUCAUAUGGUCUGCCAUAAAUGAAUGGGUAGAAGUAUAUGUUUCUCAUUUCUAUUCUGAACCUGGUAGCGUCUCCUCUGAUGUGGAACUCCAAGCUUGGUGGAAUGAGAUCAAGAAUGAAGGUCAUCAUGACAAACGGAAUGAACCAUGGUGGCCUAAACUGAACACCAAUGUAGACUUAUCUGGCAUACUGACCACAAUGAUUUGGACUGCUUCAGGACAGCACGCGGCUAUAAACUUUGGCCAGUACCCCUUUGGAGGGUAUGUGCCCAACCGUCCUACCCUCGUGAGGAAACUAAUUCCACAGGAAAACGAACCUGAUUAUGAGAAGUUCCUUCAAAAGCCUGAGCAAACUUUUCUAUCAUCUCUCCCAACCCAACUCCAGGCCACGAAGGUGAUGGCUGUCCAAGACACCUUGUCGACCCACUCCCCGGAUGAAGAGUACUUAGGUCAGGUGCACCAGUUGCAUUCCCACUGGAUAAAUGAUCUCCAUAUCCUAAAUUUGUUCAAGAAAUUUGCAUCCAAAUUGGAGGACAUAGAAGAAACAAUAAACGCAAGGAAUAAAGAUACACGUCUAAAGAACAGAAGUGGUGCUGGUGUUCCUCCAUAUGAACUGCUUCUUCCCACUUCGGGUCCUGGAGUUACUGGCCGUGGGAUUCCAAAUAGCAUUUCUAUAUGAUGGUUCAGCUUAUUUGCGCCAUUGUGACCGACUUUUCAUUUUCGUCAGCCAUAACUGCUGCACAUAAUUGGCUUUUGUUCGAGGCUUGUUAUCUUUAAGCAAAUUCUUCCCACGUUUCUUCCUGAUGUUUAAUAUUCGGAUUGGGAAAUGGAAUAUACUCGUCUCAGUUCUCGGCAUUGUAAUUUGGCUUUGCGGGCUCACUCAGUGUAAGUUGGAUUAUAGAUGAUGAAUUGAAGAUGGGUUUAGUUAAAUCUUAAAAGAUUAGAUUUUGUCAUUUUCCUAGUGUUCUCCUAUCAAUCAGAAUCAAAAAACAAAUUGAAGGUAAAGGAACAAGAAUAUGUGUUCAGGUGAUUCA
Molecule: messenger RNA, 3490 nt
Organism: Nelumbo nucifera (sacred lotus)
Lineage: Eukaryota; Viridiplantae; Streptophyta; Magnoliopsida; Proteales; Nelumbonaceae
Gene: LOX6
Product: PLAT/LH2 domain-containing lipoxygenase family protein
Biological process (GO): lipid oxidation
Molecular function (GO): oxidoreductase activity, acting on single donors with incorporation of molecular oxygen, incorporation of two atoms of oxygen; metal ion binding; protein binding
Source: RefSeq, a predicted model, not a curated record